Molecule: messenger RNA, 1492 nt
Organism: Cyclopterus lumpus (lumpfish)
Lineage: Eukaryota; Metazoa; Chordata; Actinopteri; Perciformes; Cyclopteridae
Gene: ccnp
Product: cyclin P
Exons: 9
Coding region: 55-1257 (400 amino acids)
Biological process (GO): regulation of cyclin-dependent protein serine/threonine kinase activity; mitotic cell cycle phase transition
Cellular component (GO): nucleus; centrosome; cytoplasm
Molecular function (GO): cyclin-dependent protein serine/threonine kinase regulator activity
Source: RefSeq, a predicted model, not a curated record
GUGGAUAAGUAGCUGCAGCGGCCCGGCUCGGGAACUCUGUCUCCGGCUGUGAUCAUGGCCAGGACCGGUUUCUGCGACUCCAAGACCCUGCUGGACUUACACAAGAAGGCGGACGAGAGGCGAGCCCCAUUAAGAACUUGGUCCAAUGCCUGCGGGCCCAUAGAUCGCUGGCAGCCUGUAGAAGUGGAAGAGCCCAGGUUGGCCCCUGUCAAAACGGAGCCAGAGCGCAGAUGGGAAAGGAGGUUAUCGACACAAACGAGCGACUGCAUCAUCAUGGGCUUCCAUGAAGACAGCUUAACAGGCUCAGCAGGUAGUGUAAUAGCAGAUGGGUGUGCGGAGGAGACGGUGCUUCUGUACCAUCACGGGGUGCAGGGUCUUCAGAGCCUACAGGCGCUGGUGCCCAGCUUGCUGCGCCACGAGGUGGAGACGGCACUGGAGAAACUGGACCUCAUAUGGGACCGAGGGUACGCUUGGGACGUGUUCUUGGACAUGAUGAGAACUCAGACACAAAACCCUUUUCCCAACGCGGACAUUCCGCGGCAUUUCACCGAUUCCACUCGGUCUGUCUUGGUAGACUGGCUCAUUCAAGUACAUGAGAUGAUGCAUUUUCAGGAAGAGACCCUCUAUCUGGCCAUACACCUCCUCAACCGCUCCGUGCGUGAGAUCAAGGUCACCACGGUGAACCUGCAGCUCCUCGGCAUGGUCUGCCUCUUCCUCGCUGCAAAGAAGGAAGAGUGUCUCCUGCCCGAGGUGUCUGGACUCUGCUACUUGAUGGACCACACCUACACGAAGCAUCAGCUGCUGCGAAUGGAGCGCAGGGUCCUCUUGGGGCUCAAGUUCGAUUUGUCCUACUGCCCCCCUCUGCUCUUCCUCCUCCUCCUUGCCUCGGUUGCUCGCUGCAGUCCCAAGGCGGUGUGGAUGGCCCGGUAUCUGCUGGAGCUGUCUCUCCUGGAGAGCCAGUGUGUGGAGUUUCUGCCCGUGCAGCUGGCAGGAGCGGCCCUCUGCGUGUCCCGCCAAGUCCUGCAGGAGCCCCCGACACCAGGAGGGGAUGCGGCCUGGUGUCUGGCCUCCAGUAUCCAUGUCGGCAGUGAGUCCUCCAUGCUGAGGAUCAUGCACAUCCUGGCCCACGCCGCAGCCAAGGCCCACACCCGAGAGACCUGCGCUACUUUUAUCAAAUUCUCCUCCCCAGAGACCAUGCAUGUCAGCAGGCACCCGGGUCUAAAGAACGACGCAGGUCUGCUGGGUGUAUGCACUUGACAUUCCCGAUUCCCAGAAACGUAAAUAUAUGCCAACGCGUCAAAGUGGAGACGCUGGACCAGUAUCGCUUGAGGACUUGACGCCGGUGCAGCCCAGGCCUCUGACCGAGCCUGGAUAUACUUUGCUGUGGAUCCUGAAGAGUUACCGUGGACUUGGGGUGAGGAAGAAGUGUGAAAGAUGUUGAUGCCAAACAUCCGUUUGACAAAAAGGACUGUAUGCACUUUGCAUGUAUGUG